AUGGCGAUCAGGAAUCUAAUUCAAUUAGGAUUCAUUAAACUGAACAAUGAUGUUCAUGAGCUAACUUAUGAAGGUAGGUACUUGGCAAGAAUGGGGAUUGAACCUAGGCAUGGUAAACUUAUUCUUGGCUGUUUCCAACUUGCUCUGGGCAGAGAAGGUGUUGUCCUUGCUGCCAUGAUGGCCAAUGCUAGUAACAUAUUUUGCAGAUUUGGUAAUGAAGGUGAUAAGCAAAGAUCUGAUUGUCUCAAAGUGCAAUUUUGCCAUUCUGAUGGUGACCUUUUUACACUUCUCUCUGUGUACAAAGAAUGGGAGGCUCUGCCUCAAGAGAGGAGGAAUAAGUGGUGUUGGGAAAAUAGCAUCAAUGCUAAAUCUAUGAGGAGAUGCCAAGACACAGAUUUCGAGUUAGAAUCUUUUCUAGAGCGUGAACAUGGCUUUGUUGUUCCAAGUUACUGGCGUUGGGAUCCUCAUACACCUUCUGUUCAUGAUAAGAAUAUGAAAAAGGUUAUACUGGCCUCACUUUCUGAAAAUGUAGCCAUGUUUUCUGGACGCAAUCAACUUGGUUAUGAAGUAGCGCAAACUGGACAACAUGUUCAACUGCAUCCAUCUUCUUCCUUGCUCGUGUUUGCUCAGAAGCCUAGUUGGGUGGUUUUCGGUGACCUUCUCUCAGUGUCUAAUGAAUAUCUAGUCUGUGUUAGUGCUGUUGAGUUUCAAUCAUUAUAUGACCUUCAACCCCCUCCCUCGUUUGAUGUAUCCAAGAUGGAAGAAUGGAAGUUGCAAACUAAGACAUUGACUGGUUUUGGCACUAUUCUUCUCAAAAGAUUUUGUGGGAAAUCCAACAGUAAUUUGCUUGGUCAUGUUUCACUUAUUAGGAAAGCUUGUUUGGAUGAAAGAAUCUUUGUUGAAGUGAAAGUUGACGAGAAUCUCAUCCAGUUAUAUGCCGCUUCACACGAUAUGAAUACAGCUACUAUGUUGGUGAGUGAUGUUUUAGAAUACGAGAAAAAGAGGUUACGCACAGAAUGUAUGGAAAAAUGUUUGUAUCACGGGUCUGGUUCUGCAUCACCUAUGGCUUUGUUUGGGUCUGGUGCUGAGAUAAAGCAUCUGGAACUCGAGAAGCAUUCCCUGAGUGUUGAUGUGUAUCACUCAAACAUAAAUGCAAUUGAUGACAAGGAGCUCCUGAUGUUUUUUGAAAAGAAUACCUCAGGUUCUAUAUGUGCUGUGUACAAGUUCCAAGGAAUGGGGAAGGAUCCUCCAGAUAGAGAAAAGUGGGGCAAGAUAACAUUUUUGUCCCCUGAUGCUGCCAAAAGAGCCGUUGAGCUGGAUGGAGACGAGUUUUGCGGCUCGAACUUGAAAAUACUUCCUUCACAAUCAGCUAUGGGAGGGGAUAAAACAUUUUUAUUUCCUGAAGUUAAAGCAAGAAUUUUCUGGCAUCGCAGACUUAGCAGAGGAUUUGGCAUAGUUAUAUGUGAUAAAAAUGAUGUCAAUUUCAUGUUGAGAGAUUUUUAUAACCUUGCAAUUGGAGGGAGGUAUGUUCGUUGUGCACCUAGUAAUAAGUCAAUGGACGGUAUUAUGAUAAGUGGGCUUGACAGAGAGCUUCAAGAAACAGAAAUUUUGGAUGUACUAAGAAAUGCUACAAGUAGAAGGAUUCUGGACUUUUUUGUGGUGAGGGGAGAGGCUGUUGGAAAUCCACCCUGCAGUGCCUGCGAAGAGGCACUCUUUAAAGUAAUUUCCCCCUUAAUGCCCAAGGUAGACCCUCAUAUUAGUUCUUGCCGUGUUCAGGUAUUUCCACCUGAGCCAAAGGAUUCUUACAUGAGAGCUUUAAUUAAUUUUGAUGGAAGAUUACAUUUAGAAGCAGCUAAAGCUUUGGAAGAAAUUGAAGGAAAGGUAUUACCCGGAUGUCUUUCAUGGCAAAAGAUAAUGUGUGAACAGUAUUUCAUAGCUCCUUGA
This is a messenger RNA of Lathyrus oleraceus (garden pea), 1944 nucleotides long. Its product is annotated as ATP-dependent RNA helicase DEAH12, chloroplastic-like. The transcript has a single exon. The coding region runs from base 1 to 1944 and encodes 647 amino acids. NCBI's taxonomy places the organism in Eukaryota, Viridiplantae, Streptophyta, Magnoliopsida, Fabales, Fabaceae. The record is from RefSeq and is a predicted model, not a curated record. Gene Ontology annotation, cellular component: intracellular anatomical structure. Gene Ontology annotation, molecular function: RNA binding; helicase activity.